Adineta ricciae is the source of this 4701-nucleotide messenger RNA. NCBI's taxonomy places the organism in Eukaryota, Metazoa, Rotifera, Eurotatoria, Adinetida, Adinetidae. The record is from the annotation of a GenBank genome assembly.
AUGCACCGAACCCGAACUUCAGUUCGGGUUUGGAGCCAAAUGGUUCGGGUUCGGUUUCAGGGUUCGAGUUCGGGUUCGGGUUCGAGGCCGAACAGUUCGAAUUCGCGACCAAACACUUCUACAGAAGGAUUCAAACUUGUCGUUUUGUGUCGAAUAAUUGAAAGUAACACAAAUGCAGAAUUCGACAAACAUCAACCAAGCAGUAUUUCCAAAAACAACAAACCAACAACAAGCGACCUCAAGGCAGUCAUCUGUUUGGAAAUAAUGUGUUCAUCGGAAGACGAAAUUAUGGAGAUAACAAAUGUGCUAUCAUCAUCAGAUAAUGUUUCAAAUUCAUUCAAAACAGUAGCUCUGGAUAAAGCUAUUUCUUUGUCACCAAAAGCUGGUUCGAAUAACAUUGUUACUCAAACUUCAUCGCCAUCAGCAACGCGAUCAAAUAAACGUUAUCAUUCAAAAUUUAAAAAAGAAUGGUUAUCUAACUCUUUUUUUUCUACAUUCUUACGCGAAUGUAAAACCGAUCAAACAAAAGCCAUGUGCAUUGUUUGUAACAUACAAUUCUCCAUCCAAAACAGUGGAAUUGGAGACAUCAAUCACCAUAUUCGGACAAAGAAGCAUCAAGAUUGUUUGAAAUCUAAUGAAGCUAAUCCAACACAUAGAAUUGACAAAUCAUUAAAUAUAACAACAAGUGAACUCAAUAAAUUGUGUGCUGUUGAAGGUGCUAUGGUAUUUCAUACUGUUAAACAUUCUCAUAGUUAUAUUUCACAUGCCUGUACAAUCGAUAUAAUUAAAAAAUGUUUUCCAGAUUCAUAUACAGUUAAAAACAUUACCUGUGAUAGAACAAAAGCUCGUGAAAUAGCAUGUAAUGUACUUGCACCAUCUCUUACAGAUAGUCUCGUUUCUGAAUUACAAAACGUUUCAUCUUUCUCCAUUUGCUAUGAUGCAUCGAAUAAAGGAAAUGCUAAAAUGGUUCCGUUUGUUGUACAGUUCUUUUCAAAAACUGGUGUUAAACACGGUAUUCUUGAAUUUAUCGAACAAAUGCACGAGACAGCUGAUGGUUUAUUUACAAAUAUAAAAUAUGUUUUGGAAGCGAAUGAAUUGAAAUUGAAUCAAUUAGUUUCACUUGGAUCUGAUAAUACUAAUGUCAAUGUUGGGAAUCAUCAUAGUGUAUUUGCUUUGUUUGAAAAACUUCUACCUGGUGUAAUAAAAGGAACAUGUUACUGUCACGUGCUACACAAUUCCGUGAAACAUGGGCAUGGACAUUUGCUGUUUGAUGUUGAAACAGCACUGUUAAAAAUAUACUCUCACUUUUGCCGAUCAUCUGUUCGUUCUCAAGAGUUAAAAAGAUAUUUCGAUUUCAUUGACGAAGAACAACAAGUUAUCCUUAAACAUAUUAAAUUGAGAUGGUUAAGUCUUCUACGAUCUAUCGAGCGUCUCAUUGGAGUUCAUUCGUUUGUUAAAAGUUAUUUUUUGAAUUUGCCGAGUGAUGAAUAUCCGAAAUUAUUAUUAGAAUUUUUUACAUCGAAUAAUGGUGAAUGUACUUUAUUCUUCUUGGCAAAUGUUUUACCAGAAGUACAAAAGGCAAACUUAUUAUUACAACAAAAUCAUACGACUGGUGUUAGUAUUCAUCGUAUAAUUACGAGUUUACUUCGUAAAUUAAAGAAUCGUUUACAUGAUGAUUUUUUUGGUAAUAAAGUUGCAGAAUUACUUGAAAAUUGUCCAAUUACACAAGCUGAAGAUUUAAGAAAAUCAUUUCGAUUAUUCAUUCGUACAGUUAUUGAUUACAUUGAAAAAUAUUACAAUGAUUAUAAGUCAUUCUAUCAAUCUAUUUCUAUUUUUGAUGAGCUUGAUAUCGAAAAAAUUGAAUGGAAAUCGAUUCAACAAUGUUCAACUUUAGUUACCAAUCAAACAAUUGAUCUUGAUGAUUUAUAUAAUGAUUUUAGUCAUAUUAAAUCAAAAUAUAUUGAUUUAAAAGGAAAGUUUUGUGGAAUUAAAACUCAAGUAGAAUCCUUUAUUGCUUCCAAUUUAGGCCAAUCAAAGUAUAAUACAGCAUCAACUAAACAUGAAGCAAGUUUAUGCAAUGACUGUGAUCAAGAUAAUCUUGAUGAUAGUGAUACCAAUGACGGUGAACCCGAUGCGAACGUUUAUAAACAUAAAAAAACGAAUAACUCAAUAUCAAUUAGAUCUGAUCAUUUAUGGGCUUUCUUGCUUGAUGGUGAACAUGUUCCUGAUUUGCGAAAAUUGAUUGAAUUUGCAUUUGCUAUUCCUGCAUCGAAUUCCUUCUGCGAAUCAGUUUUUAGUCACAUGAAAUUUCUAUGGAAUAACAACAGAAAUAAGAUGAAUCAUGAUUUAGUUGGAGCAGAAUUAAAGAUCAAACUCAAUACUCAUCUAACAUGCACAGAGUUUUAUGACUAUUUAUUAACUAAACCCGAUAUACUCAAAAAAAUUCGAUCGUCAGAUAAAUACAGUCAUAUUGCAAAAAAGAAACUCGAUGAUGCGGUUGUUGCUGCAAUUGUAGAGGAUGGUCGAAGUUUUGGUGAUUUUUCUAAAUCUGGAGUCAAAAAAUUUAUUCGGUUAGCAUUACCAAACUAUACGCCUCCACAUCGAAAUUCAAUUUCGAAACAAUUAAAACGUCUUCAUACUAAGCAUGUUCGAUCGAUGAUAGAUGACUUGACAAAACUGAAUUCUAUUUCCAUUACUACAGACUUCUGGUCUGAUCUCACUGGUGUGUCUUAUUUAGUAUUAACUGGUCAUUAUAUAACAGACGACUUCGUUUUAAAUUCAACAACUUUGCGCUUUUCUUCCUUUCUAACAAGACAUUAUUCACAUUCUAUUGGUACUGAAAUCGAAAAACAAUUAGUUGAAUUGAAAUUAUUCGACAAGGUUGCUAGCAUUACGUGUGACGCAGCGCCAAACAUGGUUAAAAUGUUUGAUUAUUUCUCACGUUCCGAUAUAUCUCGUAUUCGUUGUCAAGCACAUUUACUUCAUUUGAUAAUAUGCAAUGGUUUAUGUGUUUGGUCCAAUAAGAAGAAAAAGAACACCAUCGAUGAGACUUCUAUUGAUCCUGAAGAACGAUUGAGUCAGUCAUUAAAAAAGGUGAAUAUCCUUGAUGCAAGUGAAGCAAAUAUUGAUCAAGAUGGCAAUGUUACUGAUAAUGUCGAUUCACAAAAAGAAAGUCAAGAAAUUAACAGUCAACAAAAUAAUGAAAUCGAUUCAUAUGAUGCUCAAGGCAACGACGAAGAAGAAGAUGAUGACGAUCGCAAAUCAACCAGUAGCGAAUCAGAAGAUGAUUCAUUGCCAAUAUAUGAAGAUAAUUUCCAAAUAGGAAUCAAUACUGAUUCAAAUGAAGAUGAAGAUUUAGCAUCAGAGAAACCGGAUUAUCGCAUUCAAUUAGUCAUUGAAAAAAGCCGAUAUUUAAUCAAUAUGAUAAAAGACUGUUCAAUUUUAUCAUCUUUUUUAAAUAAAAUAAAAGAGCAACAUAAUCAAAGUAAUGUAAACAAUCAGAUCAGACGAUCAUUAGUUAUUGAUGUGCGCACUCGCUGGAAUUCAACUUACAAGAUGCUUGAAACAUUGAAUAUGCAUCGAGGUGUAAUUAAUGAAUUAUUUCAAAACAAAACAAAUUUGAAUAUGACAAAGCAACAGUUACAGAGACUUAGUUCUUACGAAUUCAGUAGUGAUUGUUGGCAUACGGUAGAAAUGCUCAUAAAAGUACUCAAGCCUUUCUACAGGGGUACGAAAGUUCUUAGUGGCACAGAAUACUCGACAAUUGGCGUUGCUUUCUAUGUUUAUCGUCGGCUUGAAAAAGAAUUUCUUUCUGUUUAUCGUCCAACAGAUGAUCCACUAUUAAUUAACAUGAAAAGGUGUUUAUUGAAGAAGAUGAUCUAUUAUGAUUUGCAAGAUUCCUUACAAUCAAAAGUCAUCCAAUUUUACGCAUACUUCGAUCCUUAUGGCAUGUCAGUUAUGUCAAACAAUGAAAUCAAUCUGAUUGAAUAUGAAAUCAAACAGAAACUUCGUCAUCAACCAUCAGCGACGACAACACCGAAUUCGAAUAAUACUUCAAAUACCAAUAGUGGUUCAUUCACGACAGGAAAAAAGUCCAAGAAAUCUUUGAUCGAUUACUUUGUUGAUACGUUGGACGGCGAAGACGCCAAGGAUAACCAAAAACCAACUACAACUAUGACAAAAGUAUCGAAUGAGGAAUUCAAAACGUAUAAAAAAUCAGCUGCUCAAUUCGUAUCAAUGGCAGUCGAUCGAUAUGAUCCGCUUUUGUUUUGGAAGCAGCACUGUUUUGUAUUGCCAAAUUUAGCAACAUUAGCUCAAAAGUAUUUGGCUUCUCCUAGCACUAGUGUUAAAUCCGAAUCAGCAUUUAGUAUUUCUGCGUACUACGGACGUAAGCAACGUGCUCGUCUUUCUUCGGAUAAUCUUAGUUAUUCUGUAUUUCUCAAGGACAAGCUAUCUAAUGAAGAAACUUCACACAAAAAUAUUUUAAUAUUGUUCGAUGAACAGUCAAUGAUUCGACAUUUUAGUAUGACGAUCGCAACCCGAAGCAUCCACUUCCGAAUCCGAACUGUUCGGCUCCGAGCCCAAGCCCGAGCCCGAACCAUGAAACCGAACUCAAGUCCAAACUCGAACCCGAACCCGAACCUUCGAACCGAACUCGAACCCGAACGUUCGGGCUCGAUGCAUGCCUACUCAUCUAUUUAA